This is a messenger RNA of Spinacia oleracea (spinach), 1657 nucleotides long. RefSeq lists its product as uncharacterized. The transcript is spliced from 7 exons. Lineage: Eukaryota; Viridiplantae; Streptophyta; Magnoliopsida; Caryophyllales; Amaranthaceae. The coding region runs from base 695 to 1402 and encodes 235 amino acids. The record is from RefSeq and is a predicted model, not a curated record.
AAUUCCAGCUUUCCUUGAGUACAACCAAAUUAAUGCCGACUACCUUCCUCAUUCGGUCCUACCAAAAACAGAAAGUGCUUAGCAGCGUCUUCCAUAGCAGCGAAGAACUAGAACCGGUAGCAGCCACCCCCACCGACGCCGCCACAACAUCUUUCUCGCGAGUCCUCGACACACCGAACCAGUGAAGUGUCGCCUUCAACGCCGGCCGGCUGAUCUACCCCAUUUGCCCGCAGCUCUCUCACCCAACCAAAUUUAGAUCAGAAGAAGCUUGCUGAUCCGAGAGAAACUCAACUUUCAUAUCGUUUGUCUGAUGAGUUGGCGGCGGAUAUGUUUAAAGAUCACACAAGAAAACUAGUAGAAGAAUGCUUAUCAAGAGCUGUUGACAUUCUGAAGUCCCGGAAUAGAUCAGGAUGUCCAAUCGAGGAGAACAUUCAGCCAUCCGCAGUCGUUUAGGUGCACGUGGAGGUGGUCGUGAAGGUGGUCGUGGAGGUGGCCAUGGAGCUGGCCAUGGAGCUGGCCGUGGAGGUACUACACGGGUGACCCAACCCUCACUGGAUACCUACUUUGAUGAUGACGAAACUCAAGGUGAAUACUCUGAAGAGGUGGUACCUGAUUCACAAGUAAAUGAAGAAGCUGAGGAUUCUGGAGUGGUUUGGAUGGCACAAGAAAGAGUAAUGGAAAGAAGCCAGAUUGGAUGUCUGAGAAAGUGCAUGCAGAUAUGAUGAAGCACGUGGAUGAUGAUGAAUUCAAGAAAAGAUCUGAGCAGGCUAAGAAAAAUAGAAGAGGGGGUUCAUUAACCAACAAUGUUGAACCAUCACAUUUCCAAGGUUCCAUUUCCACAACUGAGGCUGCAAAGAAAAUGGCAAAGGAAAGUGGAGGUGUGAUGCCUACAGCUGGUGACUUAUAUUUGAAGACACAUACGAAGGAAGUACCGGGUAAAGGGAAAGUCCCUUGUAGUAGCAAAGCAAAGCAAAUCAAGGAAAACUAUGAAAAAAAUGUUGCUGAAUGUGUUGAAAAAGGCAUUGCUAAAGAUCCCAACCAAAUCUACUUUGAGACAGUAGGUGGGAGAAAGAAGGGAAAGGUCCCCGGGCUGGGUAGUGGAGCCUCUCUAUACUUUGCACCAUCUAGAAGGGAUGGUAGUUCUUCUAGCUCAUACACCCCAUCUAUUUAUUCUCAAAUGUCAUCUCGAUUGGAAGAGACUCAACAACAGUUGACCCAAAAAUCCAUUGAGCUUGAAACAACAAAAAAUCAGAUGUUAAAGGCUAUGGAGGACGAUCUACUUUUGAGGCAAAGGGAGAGAGAAGAAAGAGAAGCAGAGCGACUAGAGCACCAAAGGGAGAUGGAAAGGGAGAGACAAGAGAGAGAAAGGGAGAGACAAGAAAGAGAAGAACAUGCCGCCUAGAUGAAAAAGGCAAUGGAGUCUUACGAGCGGAUGUUCAGUCAGUGUACUGGUUUUCCUUUCUCGCAGUCGCAGGACCCUCGAGAUCCAACCGGAGGCGGGACACCUUUGUGUUAGGUAGUUAGUAUUCUUGUAUUAGUUUGAACUAGUUACAACUUUUCGUAUUAACAUGUUUGAACAACAUUAUGUGUAUUAUGAAUCUUUGUUGUAUGACUUUGAACAUGUUUAAUAUUAUAACAUCGAGCAGGUUUCAUACGA